Messenger RNA from Dunckerocampus dactyliophorus (ringed pipefish), 2306 nucleotides. RefSeq names its product tRNA methyltransferase 9B (gene trmt9b). Bases 351 to 1634 code for a protein of 427 amino acids. Gene Ontology annotation, molecular function: S-adenosylmethionine-dependent methyltransferase activity; tRNA binding. Gene Ontology annotation, biological process: tRNA wobble uridine modification. Gene Ontology annotation, cellular component: cytoplasm; nucleus. NCBI's taxonomy places the organism in Eukaryota, Metazoa, Chordata, Actinopteri, Syngnathiformes, Syngnathidae. The record is from RefSeq and is a predicted model, not a curated record. The transcript is spliced from 4 exons.
AGUCAUCGCAGGUGUUAACUUGAGCUUGAAACAAUGAUGAGGAGGAGGAUGGCUACAAAGCCGUCCGGCGGUUCGUUCUCGUCGGGCGGUCGCGCACAGCAGCGGCAAAGACGACUCGUUCCUCCAUUCGAGUGACGUGACGUAGACUCGCUACGUGCGAACAUGUACCCGGUGCCUUGGGGAGCGGGUGCGUGGCGGCCCGGUGGCAAAGCCACCAAUUAGGGAUCGGGAAGUUCACCUACAGCGACCCGAGCGAGGGCCUCCCCACAAGCCGCCUGACAUUGCUUACUUCUUUUGAACCCUUCGUGGUUGGCGACUGAUGACAUUUUAAAUGUGGCCGCCUCCAUUAAAUGAAGUGCUACAUCCCGUUCACCUCCCCUUCCCGCAGGCGUGAUGCUGCGAGACAUUUGCUCAUGAUGGAGGAGGCUGCCAGCCAGCUGGAACGAGACCAUGUGCACAGCGUCUAUGACAAGAUUGCUCCCUACUUCAACGACAGCCGCUACAAGGCCUGGCCCAAGGUUCGACAGUUCCUGCUGGACCAGCCCCCGGGGAGCAUCGUAGCUGAUAUCGGCUGUGGUAACGGCAAGUACCUUGACAUCAACAAGGAGGUGUUGAAGCUGGGCUGUGAUGUUUGUCGCCCCCUGGUGGACUUCGCCUGGAGUCGAGGACACGAGGUCCAGAUGUGCGACGGGCUCCACUUGCCUUACAGAGACAGCUGCUUCGACGCUGUGCUCUCCAUUGCAGUCAUCCACCAUUUGUCCACCAAAGAACGUCGUAUCCGAGCAAUAAAAGAGAUGGCUCGCACGCUCCGAGCAGGGGGACGCAUCAUGAUCUACGUGUGGGCCAUGGAGCAGAAGCAUCGCAAAUUUGAGAAGCAGGACAUCUUCGUUCCGUGGAACCCCAACCCUCUUUGGCCCUCUGCUUUCAAGCCGAGACGGAGGGCAACGGCACAGAGUGUAAGCGAAGCCAUAGAUGGCGGUGACAAGCACAGGAAAGUCAGAAGCACAUCCUCCAUGGGGGAUGAGGAGCUCGCUGGCGCUGCGCCUCCGCCGAGCACACACAAACUCUGGUUCUUCUCCCGCUCCCUGGAUUCUGUGUUUGACUUUGGAAGCUUGGCCAUCUCUCAUUCUUCCUCCAGAGAGCUCAGCGCUUUAUCGCCCACAGGGGUGGAGAACGGGGGGUUCACGGCGGGGCUGCGGGGGCGAGGACGAGGCCUCAUCAAGCAGUUCUCCAGCUUCUUCUUUCCUCUGUCUGUCAUCGGAUCCGAGGAUGUCUUCGACUCGAGCACAGAUCUGCACAAGGAGCCCAAAGAUCCAGACGCGAAAGAGAACCGGAGUAUCUCUUUAGCGCAGGAGUGCGGCUCUCUGGCACUGCCCGAUCUCGUCCCUUUCCAGAGUGAGCAUCUGAGGGAGGCUGAUGAGGAAGGGGAUGACAGGUUGCGGGAUGAGCAGCAGCAAAGCACACAGAGUCCUCAGGUGGACGGCUCCUGCCUGAGGUACUAUCAUGUCUUCAGGGAAGGGGAGCUGGCCGAGCUGAUCAAGGAUCAUGUGGAGGAACUCCGCAUCCAACAGGCCUAUUUUGAUCACGCAAACUGGUGCGUGGUGGCCGAGAAAGUAGAGCCGUGGAAGAUGUGAUUCUUCUUGGAUUUCAUGUAAUCUGAUGGUCUGCCUCUGAGUUUUAGCACAGUUUUUACUCCACUGGUUGGUGACGAUUCCUGGAAUUGUCAUUGUGGAAUUUUCAAGUCUUUAAAAUGACUUUAAAAAAAAAGUUGUCAAAAUGACUCCGUGGCUGCAACGCACGACUGUUCACUUUUAAAAAUUCUUUGUCUUUGUGUGGACCGUGCACAGCAGAGCAGCGUGUAUGAAGUGUUUAUUCCAGUAGCGCUCUAAUGUGUUUUGUGUUUUCUCUUUUUAAUAGUCUGCAACAGAAUCCGCUUCCUCUUUGGACUUGAAUAAGCCAAAGUUUGCAAUGUCUUAAUGCUUUUGUUUUUAAACUAAUUUUGCCUUUUUAUCGUGAAGUCUGUGGUUUACAUGUGCAUGCAUGAGGAGCUAUCAUUCUCCCCAAUAAAUGCUUGAUGUUGCCGUCUGUGUACUCGCGUGUGGUCCCGUGUAGAAAUGGAACAUAGCGAUGGACUGCCUCCAUAUACUGUGAAUAAACACUGCACUGUACCAUGAGUAUGUCGCUGCUUGACGCCAACUAUUAAUACUUUCGAAAACUUGAAACAUUGUGCCAAGGAGGUGUGUUUUCUUUGUUUGCGUGACACAUGUUUUUUUCUUGAUUAAAAGUUUUUGUUCAGUACAGUACAA